Messenger RNA from Misgurnus anguillicaudatus (oriental weatherfish), 1469 nucleotides. RefSeq names its product WD repeat domain 45 (gene wdr45). The record is from RefSeq and is a predicted model, not a curated record. Lineage: Eukaryota; Metazoa; Chordata; Actinopteri; Cypriniformes; Cobitidae. Gene Ontology annotation, molecular function: protein binding.
CAACGUCACUGUAGAGGAAGAGUGCAGCGACAAUAACAACAACACGACUGCAGUUAUUGCCUAAUGUCAGAUAUCAAAUUCAGUUUGAACAUUAUUAACACCGUUUACUGUCAUCAUACUACAUCAGGGAAACUCAUUCGGGUUCAUUAAUAAGUUAAUGGGUGACUUGAUAUAAAUCAUAUCUGAAGAUUUUAGAAAAACUGUAAAACCCUCUCUGACGUCAUGGCCCAGCAGAGAGGAGUCAACAGUCUGCAAUUUAACCAGGACCAGAGUUGUUUCUGUUGUGCCAUGGAGACUGGUGUUCGCAUUUACAAUGUGGAACCUCUGAUGGAAAAGGGGCAUUUAGACCAUGAGCAAGUGGGCAGCAUUGCCUCGUGUUCAAUGCUUCAUCGAUCAAAUCUCUUGGCUGUUGUUGGAGGCGGAGUCAAUCCUAAAUUCUCUGAAAUCUCAGUAUUAAUAUGGGAUGAUGCUCGAGAAGUGCGAGACCCCAAAGACAAACUUGUGCUUGAGUUCACAUUCACCAAACCAGUGCUCGCUGUGCGUAUGAGACAUGACAAAAUCAUCAUUGUGUUGAAAAACAGAAUCUACGUUUAUAGUUUUCCAGACAACCCUGUUAAGCUCUUUGAGUUUGACACUCGGGACAACCCAAAAGGUUUGUGUGAUCUGUGUCCUAGUUCGGAAAAGCAGUUGCUGGUUUUCCCCGGACAUAAAUGUGGCAGUCUGCAGUUAGUGGAUCUUUCCAACACAAAACCUGGAACGUCUUCAGCUCCGUUCACCAUCAACGCCCAUCAAAGUGAGAUCGCCUGCCUUGCACUGAAUCAGCCUGGCAGCGUGGUGGCCUCCGCCUCUCGAAAGGGCACUUUGAUUCGUCUGUUUGACACUACGACACGAGAUAAACUUGUCGAGCUGCGGAGAGGGACCGACCCUGCAACACUGUACUGCAUUAACUUCAGCCACGACUCAUCCUUUCUCUGCGCAUCAAGCGACAAGGGAACUGUGCACAUAUUCGCUUUAAAAGACACCAAACUGAACCGUCGCUCUGCCUUGGCACGUGUGGGAAAGGUGGGUCCGGUCAUCGGGCAGUACGUGGACAGUCAGUGGUCUCUGGCUAACUUCACCGUUCCGGCCGAAUGUGCUUGUAUCUGUGCUUUUGGGAAGAACACAUCCAAAAAUGUCAACUCGGUUAUUGCCAUAUGUGUUGACGGGACAUUCCACAAGUACGUCUUCACCCCUGAUGGAAACUGCAACCGCGAGGCUUUUGACGUGUAUCUGGACAUUUGUGAUGAUGAUGAUUUUUAAAGCUGGAGAACUUUGAUCUGUCGCUAAAUGUAAAUUAGUACUCAGUGUUACAGCUUUGUUUGUUCCUGUUGCUUAGUUGUGUGAGUUUAUGUCGCUGCUUUGUAUAAUCAAAUGUACAUAAGCUUUCUGUGUAAAGUGGAAAUAUGUUUAAUGAAGUUUGAUAAGAUACA